CUCUAUUCGAAGAAAUUUUUUUGAGCGUGUAGUUUUCAAAACAAACUCCAUCGAAGCGCAUUUUUGAAUGAAAAUUUUUAAAAUGCAGUAAUCUUUACAAACUUUGUUUGAAUAUCAUCUAAAAUGUCUGCUAGUGGUCCGAUUGUAGUAUCCCUCAAAGUUCCAUUUCCAUCCAAGCGCGAAGCGGAAAUAGCGUACGACGUGCUCCGGAUCGACACGGAACCGAAGCGAAGUUUCAUCGAGAAGCACCUGAAGCUGGAUCAGGCUGAUCCCAGCCGGUUGAUCGUUGAAUUCCGCGGCGAAACGGCCAAGCACGUUCGGGUCGGGGUCACAUCCUUUUUCGAGUCGCUAAUCCUAUGCUGUGAAACGCUGGACCAAUUUGGACCACCAACUACGGAGCAGUAUCAACAUUAUUAA
This is a messenger RNA of Uranotaenia lowii, 417 nucleotides long. RefSeq names its product EKC/KEOPS complex subunit LAGE3 (gene Tcs6). Bases 124 to 417 code for a protein of 97 amino acids. The record is from RefSeq and is a predicted model, not a curated record. The transcript is spliced from 2 exons. Gene Ontology annotation, cellular component: EKC/KEOPS complex. Lineage: Eukaryota; Metazoa; Arthropoda; Insecta; Diptera; Culicidae.